GGCUUUAGCAGUACGGUGUCGUUUUGGGAUAGAUGAAGGCUCUUAUUACGGCUUAAGCAAGAUCAGGCUUGGUUGAAAAGUCCAGUAGACGGCCCACCGAACUGAAGCGGGCUAAAUAAAAAAGCCCACGUUGGCAAUCCUCGAUUCCUUCUCACUGCUGGCCGUCUGUCUGUCUACUCCGGCUUCCACGAAAGAAUGGGUUCGAUCGAAACGCCUCCACCGACGGAAAACGGAACAUCGGCGCCGACCUCCGCCGACGCCAACUCUAACGUCGAACAAGGGAGUCAAUCCGCCAUCGACGCGAUGCCUUCCUUGCCCGGAGACGCGGUUCCUAUGGAAACGAACGGUUUGAAAGAAAGGAGAGGUAGUACGCUCCCGCUGGAGGUUGGAACUCGGGUCAUGUGCCGCUGGAGAGAUAGCAAGUACCACCCCGUGAAGGUUAUUGAAAGGAGGAAGGUUUCCUACUCUGGAGUUAGCGAUUAUGAGUAUUAUGUUCAUUACACCGAGUUUAACAGAAGGCUUGAUGAAUGGGUGAAACUUGAUCAGCUUGAUCUGGACUCCGUUGAGGCUGUAGUUGACGAGAAGGUGGAGGAUAAGGUAACCAGCUUAAAAAUGACACGCCAUCAGAAAAGGAAGAUUGAUGAGACCCAUGUUGAGGGACACGAGGAACUUGAUGCUGCCAGCUUGAGGGAGCAUGAAGAAUUCACAAAAGUGAAAAAUAUAGCAACUAUGGAACUUGGGAAGUAUGAGAUUGAAACAUGGUACUUCUCACCAUUUCCACCAGAAUACAAUGAUUGUUUGAAGCUCUACUUUUGUGAGUUCUGCCUGAAUUUCAUGAAGCGUAAGGAGCAGCUUCAAAGGCACAUGAGGAAGUGUGAUCUGAAACACCCCCCUGGUGAUGAGAUUUACAGAAGCGGUACAUUGUCAAUGUUUGAGGUCGAUGGUAAAAGGAACAAGGUCUAUGGUCAAAACCUCUGCUAUUUGGCGAAGUUAUUUCUCGAUCACAAGACCCUCUACUAUGAUGUUGACCUCUUCUUGUUUUAUGUGCUGUGUGAAUGUGACGAUCGUGGAUGUCACAUGGUUGGAUAUUUUUCUAAGGAAAAACAUUCAGAGGAAUCCUACAAUCUGGCUUGUAUCCUCACUCUUCCUCCUUACCAAAGGAAAGGCUACGGAAAAUUCCUAAUUGCUUUCUCAUACGAACUCUCGAAGAAGGAAGGCAAGGUUGGAACACCUGAAAGACCACUUUCUGACCUAGGCCUGGUUAGCUACAGAGGAUACUGGACCCGUGUUCUGCUCGACAUCUUGAAGAAGCACAAAGGCAACAUUUCUAUCAAGGAACUAAGUGACAUGACGGCAAUCAAAGUCGAAGAUAUUCUGACGACGCUGCAGAGCCUGGAAUUGAUCCAAUACAGGAAGGGACAACAUGUGAUAUGUGCUGACCCCAAGGUUUUGGAUCGGCACCUAAAGGCGGCUGGUCGUGGAGGUCUUGAUGUUGAUGCAAGCAAGCUCAUCUGGACGCCAUAUAAAGAACAGAGUUAGGUGGUGACGACGACGACGAAGGCGUCAAUCUGUAGCCUAUCGGUGUACCAUAUUGUAUGUAGAUAUAUAUUAGAGAGCAGCUGCUUGUGAAUUGUGAUACACAUGGAUUAACCGUCUGUAUUUUAACUGAUACUUAAUAAUCCAAACAACGCUUU
Messenger RNA from Linum trigynum, 1694 nucleotides. The record is from the annotation of a GenBank genome assembly. Lineage: Eukaryota; Viridiplantae; Streptophyta; Magnoliopsida; Malpighiales; Linaceae.